Molecule: messenger RNA, 690 nt
Organism: Lolium rigidum
Lineage: Eukaryota; Viridiplantae; Streptophyta; Magnoliopsida; Poales; Poaceae
Product: LOB domain-containing protein 37-like
Exons: 2
Coding region: 1-666 (221 amino acids)
Biological process (GO): regulation of gene expression
Source: RefSeq, a predicted model, not a curated record
AUGAGCUGCAACGGGUGCCGCGUGCUGCGCAAGGGCUGCAACGACGACUGCGUGCUGCGGCCCUGCCUGCUCUGGAUCGACGCCGCCGAGGCCCAGGGCCACGCCACGCUCUUCGCCGCCAAGUUCUUCGGCCGCGCCGGGCUCAUGUCCUUCCUCACCGCCGUCCCCGAACCGCAGCGCCCAGCGGUGUUCCAGUCGCUGCUGUACGAGGCGGCGGGGCGCACGAUCAACCCGGUGAGCGGCGCCGUGGGGCUGCUCUGGGCGGGGAGCUGGCACCUCUGCGAGGCGGCGGUCCAGGCCGUGCUCCGCGGCGCCGCCGUCGGCCCGCUGCCGGAGCUCGCGGGCGGCGUCCCCGAGGGCGGCGUCGGCGGCAGCGACCUCUUCGCGUCCUCCGCCAGGCGCGCAGCGGUGGGGUGCUCCACCUUCUCCACGGCCAAGCGGGCGGCGGCGACGUCGACGUCGGCGCGGAAGCUCUGGGCGCCGGCGGCCCACCAGGAACCCUCGUGCGAUCUCGGGCUCUUCCUCACCCCCGGAUCGCCCACGGCGGCAGCGGCGGCGGCAGGGGAGCGACGACGGGCCGGCACGCCGUCGAUGAGCUCCGACGCCUCCGUGACCACGAGCGCUGGGGGCGAGAGGGAGCCUGAGCUGCUCAAACUUUUCGUCUAGGCCUCCUAAUUAUUAGCUUUUCCG